This is a messenger RNA of Leptinotarsa decemlineata (Colorado potato beetle), 1429 nucleotides long. It is a transcript of the gene RpL4, whose product is annotated as Ribosomal protein L4. Gene Ontology annotation, biological process: translation. The record is from RefSeq and is a predicted model, not a curated record. Gene Ontology annotation, cellular component: ribosome. Lineage: Eukaryota; Metazoa; Arthropoda; Insecta; Coleoptera; Chrysomelidae. Gene Ontology annotation, molecular function: structural constituent of ribosome.
CAUAUUCAUGAAAUAAGUGGAGAUACUUCCUUUUUCUCUUUAAUGGCGAACGUCUUGUUCGUGUAGUAUAUAUUUAUGCAUGGUGGAAGAAUAGUGCUAGGAAAUAUAUAAAAGAUGUCUUUAUCAACUGCUAGGCCACUGAUCAGUGUCUACAAUGAAAAAUCAGAAGUCGUCAAAGAAACGAGCAUUGCCCUUCCGGCAGUAUUCAAAGCCCCCAUCAGGCCUGAUGUAGUCAACUUUGUUCAUCAACAAGUAUCGAUGAACCAUCGUCAACCCUACAGUGUCAGCGACAAAGCUGGUCACCAAACUUCCGCGGAGUCUUGGGGUACCGGUCGUGCUGUCGCCCGUAUUCCCCGUGUCAGGGGCGGCGGUACCCACCGUUCCGGUCAGGGUGCUUUCGGCAACAUGUGUCGCGGAGGUCGCAUGUUCGCUCCCACAAAGCCAUGGCGCAGGUGGCACCGCAGGGUCAACGUCAAUCAGCGCCGAUACGCCCUGGCUUCGGCCGUCGCCGCUAGCGGAGUGCCCGCCCUUGUGAUGAGCAAAGGGCACGUCGUCGACCAGAUCCCUGAGCUGCCUCUGGUGGUGUCCGACAAAGUGCAGGAGAUGAGCAAGACCAAGGAGGCUGUGCAGUUCUUGAGGAGGAUCAAGGCAUGGUCUGAUAUCCAAAAGGUAUACAAGAGCCAGAGAUUCCGGGCUGGAAAAGGUAAGAUGCGUAAUAGAAGACGCAUCCAAAGGAAAGGACCUCUUGUCGUUUACCACAAAGAUCAAGGCCUCCGCCGUGCCUUCCGUAACAUUCCUGGCAUCGAUCUGGUCAGCGUGGAGAAGCUCAGCUUGUUGAAACUCGCUCCCGGUGGUCACGUUGGACGUUUCGUCAUCUGGACCGAAUCUGCCUUCCAACGAUUGGACAAACUGUUCGGCAGCUGGAAGACCCCUUCCUUGGAAAAGAAGGGUUACAACCUGCCACAGCCCAAGAUGUCCAACACAGAUUUGUCCAGGUUAUUGAAGGCUGAUGAAAUCAAGGCUGUUCUUCGUGCUCCACAGAAGAAGGUUGUUCGUCGUGUACGCCGUCUGAAUCCUUUGACCAAUACCAGAGCUUUGUUGAAACUCAAUCCAUAUGCUGCAGUCCUGAAGCGACAAGCUUUGUUGACUGCCCAGAAAAGGAAGUUGCAGAGAGAUGAACAGCUCGCUAAGAAAAGAGGAAUAACUUUGUCAGCUGAUAGUGCGGUCAUCAAGUCAGCAGCAUUACAGAAGAGAAGGAGGGAACAGUUGUUGAAAGUCAAGAAAGAAGGAAAAGCUAAGCCUGUAAAAGCCAAGAAGUCCUCUGGCAAAAAAUGAAAGGGGUCACUAUAGUUAUAGCAUAUAAAUGAGUUUUGUGCAUUUUAACUGUGUUGACCUAAUUAUAUAUUAAUAAAACAACAAAUUGAACUUC